AUGGGAGUGAAAGUGUCUCUUUCCAUCGCCGCCACCCACCUCCCUCUCCUCUGGACCUUCCUCCUCCUCUGCUUCAAACCUCCUUACCUUUUCCUCCUUCUCAACACCAUCAUCAUCUCCAUUCUUGCAUCCUCCAGGUUCCACCACUCCAAACAUCAAUCCGAUCCAACUCCUCCGCCACCGCUUCAAGAACAAGAGGUGGAAAAGGAAGUAAUCCACCAAGAAGUCACAGUCAAGAGAACAGACUCAACGGAGAUUCCAUCGCUGAUGGAGAAGACUCCUGUGUCUGCUAGCUUCACCCCCCGGAAGUUCCUUAAAUCCACUUCUGAAGGUGGGAGAACGUUGAGGGUGGUGGCCAACGCCAAACGCCACGAAACGUUGGAGAGCACGUGGAAGGCCAUAACGGAAGGUCGAUCCGUGCCAUUGAGCAGACACAUGAAGAAGUGUGACACGUGGCAGAUCCGCGGCAACCUCGCUCCGUCUCUUGAAAACAAGUCCGAGACCUUCACCGACGUUUCCACUGCCGGGAGGCUGCGGAAAGAGCCGUCGCUGAGUCAAGAAGAGUUGAAUCGACGCGUGGAAGCGUUCAUACGGAAGUUCAACGAGGAUAUGAUGUUGCAGAGACAACAAUCCUUAGAACAGUACAUACAGAUGAUUAACCGCGGUGCCGCUUAA
This is a messenger RNA of Vigna unguiculata (cowpea), 675 nucleotides long. RefSeq lists its product as uncharacterized. Lineage: Eukaryota; Viridiplantae; Streptophyta; Magnoliopsida; Fabales; Fabaceae. The record is from RefSeq and is a predicted model, not a curated record.